Molecule: messenger RNA, 2669 nt
Organism: Carassius gibelio (silver crucian carp)
Lineage: Eukaryota; Metazoa; Chordata; Actinopteri; Cypriniformes; Cyprinidae
Product: protein transport protein Sec61 subunit alpha-like 1
Exons: 12
Coding region: 166-1596 (476 amino acids)
Biological process (GO): post-translational protein targeting to membrane, translocation; SRP-dependent cotranslational protein targeting to membrane, translocation
Cellular component (GO): Sec61 translocon complex; membrane
Molecular function (GO): transmembrane protein transporter activity; signal sequence receptor activity; ribosome binding
Source: RefSeq, a predicted model, not a curated record
CGCUGUUCCUCUGGCGUGUGGUAGUGUAGUGUUGACGUGUCUCUAAAGCGCUCUCCUCCUUCAGCUCAGCGCUUCUCUCUCUCUCUAACCCGGGCGGCGGAGCGCACCGGCAGCAUAGCUCACUGGGACUUCAUAUAGUGACCGGGAUUUCAGGAGACCGUCACCAUGGGAAUCAAGUUCUUGGAGGUUAUAAAACCAUUUUGUGCGGUUUUGCCGGAAAUCCAGAAACCAGAAAGAAAGAUCCAGUUCAGAGAAAAAGUGCUAUGGACCGCCAUCACAUUGUUCAUCUUUCUUGUUUGCUGUCAGAUCCCACUUUUUGGGAUCAUGUCUUCAGAUUCCGCAGAUCCAUUCUACUGGAUGAGAGUCAUCUUGGCAUCCAACAGAGGUACUUUGAUGGAGUUGGGUAUCUCUCCCAUUGUGACCUCUGGUCUGAUCAUGCAGCUUCUGGCUGGAGCUAAAAUCAUUGAGGUUGGAGACACACCUAAAGACAGAGCGCUCUUCAACGGAGCUCAGAAAUUGUUUGGUAUGAUCAUCACCAUUGGUCAGGCUAUUGUGUACGUCAUGACUGGAAUGUAUGGAGACCCUUCAGAGAUGGGUGCUGGCAUCUGUCUGCUGAUCAUCAUUCAGUUGUUUGUGGCCGGUCUGAUCGUGUUGCUGCUGGAUGAGUUGCUGCAGAAAGGUUAUGGUUUGGGCUCUGGUAUCUCGCUCUUCAUCGCCACCAACAUCUGUGAGACAAUCGUUUGGAAGGCAUUCAGCCCAACCACAGUCAACACAGGCAGAGGUACUGAGUUUGAGGGAGCCGUUAUUGCUCUGUUCCACCUGUUGGCCACUCGUACUGAUAAAGUUCGAGCUCUGAGAGAAGCCUUCUACAGACAGAACCUGCCCAACCUCUUGAACCUCAUCUCUACAGUCUUUGUCUUUGCUGUGGUCAUAUACUUUCAGGGCUUCAGAGUUGACCUGCCCAUCAAAUCUGCACGUUACCGUGGCCAGUACAACACAUAUCCCAUCAAGCUGUUCUACACCUCCAACAUUCCCAUCAUCCUGCAGUCUGCUCUGGUCUCUAACCUAUACGUAAUCUCACAGAUGCUCUCCACCCGCUUCAGUGGGAAUUUCCUGGUCAACCUCCUGGGGACUUGGUCUGAUACCUCAUCCGGUGGUCCGGCUCGUGCCUACCCUGUUGGCGGUCUGUGUUACUAUCUGUCUCCUCCGGAGUCAUUUGGUUCUGUGCUUGAAGACCCAGUCCAUACUGUGAUCUACAUUGUGUUCAUGCUGGGAUCCUGUGCCUUCUUUUCUAAGACCUGGAUUGAAGUUUCUGGAUCAUCCGCCAAAGAUGUGGCCAAGCAGCUGAAAGAACAGCAGAUGGUGAUGAGGGGACACAGAGAGACCUCCAUGGUUCAUGAACUCAACAGGUACAUCCCCACAGCGGCUGCAUUUGGUGGACUGUGUAUCGGAGGCCUUUCAGUAAUGGCUGACUUCUUGGGUGCCAUCGGCUCUGGAACAGGAAUCUUAUUGGCUGUUACAAUCAUCUAUCAGUACUUUGAAAUAUUUGUUAAGGAACAGAGUGAAGUUGGCAGCAUGGGAGCGCUACUCUUCUAAAGAAAAAAGAAAAAAAAAGACACUCACAGAAUCACACAUACACAUACUUGCUGACACCGUAUAAAACACUUUUAUUAUUUUUAUGAUUGUUGUUGUCAUUUUAUUUUUUAUUUCUGUAUGGUUUGAGCAUUCAAAAUGGUCUGUCACGAGUGCUGUCUUGGGAGAACAUGUUCUUAGGUGUUAGUUCCAGCUGAGCGUUUUCUCCUUUUUGUCAGAAGUGGCAAAACGUUUCUAAAAUUCAGUGCUGAAGCUGAACUUCAGUGAUGGGACAGUGAAGAUGGACUCUGUGAACUCUGACUAGGAAUACUUGGGAGUUUUUCCUUCUCAGUCUGUCCUUCCUCCGUCUCAUUGCGUCACUGAAUCCCUUCAUUCACCCUUAUGUUUACCUCUUGUCUGAUUCAAGUUAUACUAGUUAAAAGGAUUUUUCAGAAAGUUUUGCUGAUAUUGAGUGAUUGACUUACUCUACACUGCCAAGUUUGUCUCCACACACACAGACUGUCUCUGUUACGUCUCAGUUUGUCAUAUAUCGGUCUUGUAUGUCAUAUAUGCCCCCCCCCCCCCCCACCAAUAAUUGCUGCCGUUUAGUGUUAGACUCACUCUAGCUCCUCAUACUUAAUUUAAAUAUAAAAAAUGUGAUGGUUUAAUUAUGGCAAAAGAUCUGAAAGCCAAACAGAGGGGUUUGGUUUCCAGUCAGCAGAAUAGUUUGUUGUCGGAGGAAAUGCAACACAGUGUGGUACCAAUGGCAUGGGGUUUUUUUUGUGCGCGUGUAUUCAUUUACACUGGUAUCCUUUUGUACAGAAUACAAAAGUUACACGGUAGGCUUCGAGGAUUUUCAGUUUUUCAGGCAGACAGCGCUGGUUACAUCUGAAGUCAGUUUACUUUCAAAAUGAAGCCCUAUUACUGUAUCAUUGGGUGUCUAUAUAUGACAUUUAAUGCAGUGUGCAACCAUGUAAAAUAAAUCUUUCCCUUUUCUUUUUUCUUUCUUUUUUUUUAACGAUGUAAAAAGAAGUGUUGCGAACAAAUAUUCAGCAAAGACUGAUUCUUCUCAAUAAAAACUCAUUUUUGGGAGGUAA